Messenger RNA from Salvelinus fontinalis (brook trout), 5809 nucleotides. Its product is annotated as kinesin-1 heavy chain-like. The record is from RefSeq and is a predicted model, not a curated record. NCBI's taxonomy places the organism in Eukaryota, Metazoa, Chordata, Actinopteri, Salmoniformes, Salmonidae. Gene Ontology annotation, molecular function: microtubule binding; ATP binding; microtubule motor activity. Gene Ontology annotation, biological process: microtubule-based movement. Bases 384 to 3254 code for a protein of 956 amino acids. The transcript has 25 exons.
UCUGCUGGUUAAGACAUAUUUGGGUCUAGUUAUACCUCUCGCUUCGCUUCUUCCUCUCUGUUCAGACCCGCAUACACAGAGGGGUCCCUCCUGACUCGAAGAGCAAGUCAGAGUACAGUACUUUACAGCCGGGUCGUCAACAUGACUUCCAUCUUUUGAAUGGAUGUCCUUUUAAAAUAAUAUGUCUGAUGAAUAGUCGACUUGCUACAUUUUACGAGGAGGGAAGAGAUUGACCAAACUAAACAAGCAUUCACUGGGUGCGGCAUCUCUUUGCCUCCCAAAGGGGUGAUCGAUCGGGCGCUUCUUCUGUGGUAGCAGGUAGCUAGCUAGCAGCCGCAGGAGCUUGUCUGGUGUGACUCCAUUCAUUCACAGCGGCGGCGAAGAUGGUGGACCCGGCGGAAUGCACCAUCAAAGUGAUGUGCCGUUUCAGACCAUUGAACAAGUCAGAGGUGGAGAGAGGGGAUAAAUACAUACCCAAGUUUACAGGGGAGGAUCAAGUGUCUAUCUCGGGUAAACCGUUCAUGUUUGACCGAGUGUUCGGGUCCAAUACGACACAGGAGCAGAUGUACAAAGCCUCUGCUCAAAAGAUUGUUAAAGAUGUGCUUGAUGGCUACAAUGGGACUAUAUUUGCCUUUGGGCAGACAUCGUCUGGAAAAACACACACCAUGGAGGGUAGCCUCCAUGACCCGGAUGGUAUGGGGAUCAUCCCCAGAAUAGUCCAGGACAUCUUCAACUACAUCUACUCCAUGGAUGAGAACCUAGAGUUCCAUAUCAAGGUUUCAUAUUUUGAGAUUUACCUGGACAGGAUCAAGGACCUACUGGAUGUAACAAAGAACAACCUGUCUGUACAUGAGGAUAAGAACAGGGUGCCCUAUGUCAAGGGGUGUACCGAGCGCUUUGUGUGCAGCCCCGACGAGGUCAUGGAUACUAUUGACGAGGGCAAAUCCAACCGGCACGUUGCCGUCACAAACAUGAACGAGCACAGCUCCAGAAGUCAUAGUAUCUUCCAGAUCAACGUGAAGCAGGAAAACACUGCUACAGAGCAGAAACUCAGCGGCAAGCUCUACCUCGUCGAUUUGGCCGGGAGCGAAAAAGUGGGUAAAACUGGAGCGGAGGGUGCGGUGCUGGAAGAAGCUAAAAACAUCAACAAGUCCCUGUCUGCACUGGGCAACGUCAUCUCUGCUCUGGCUGAAGGCUCGACCUAUGUCCCAUACAGAGACAGUAAGAUGACCCGUAUCCUGCAGGACUCUCUGGGUGGUAACUGUAGGACCACCAUGGUCAUCUGUGCCUCACCUUCUGCCUACAACGAGGCUGAGACCAAGUCCACACUGAUGUUCGGACAGAGAGCAAAGACCAUUAAGAACACAGUGUCUCUGAACGUGGAGCUGACGGCAGAACAGUGGAAGAAGAAGUAUGAAAGAGAAAAGGCGAAGAACACGACCUUGAGGAGCACCGUGACCUGGCUGGAGAACGAACUCAACCGCUGGAGAAACGGUGAGAGUGUGCCGGUGGAGGAGCAGUUUGACAAGGAGAAGGCUAAUGCUGAGGUCCAGGCUCUAGACAACGUGGUGAAUAAUGAAAAGAUGACCCCCUCGCCCAGCAUCCCAGGGGUUAAGCUGACUGACGCAGAGAAAGAGAAGUGCGAGGCUGAGCUGUCUAAACUCUACAAGCAGCUGGAUGAUAAGGAUGAUGAGAUCAACCAGCAGAGCCAGCUGGCAGAGAAACUGAAGCAGCAGAUGCUGGACCAGGAGGAGCUGCUGGCCUCGUCACGUCGCGACCACGACAACCUGCAGGUGGAGCUGAACCGUCUGCAGUCUGAGAAUGAGGCGUCUAAGGAGGAGGUGAAGGAGGUGCUUCAGGCCCUGGAGGAGCUGGCUGUUAACUAUGACCAGAAGAGUCAGGAGGUGGAAAACAAGACCAAGGAGUUUGAGGCUCUCAGUGAGGAGCUCAACCAGAAAUCGAGUAUCCUGGUGUCCAUUGACUCUGAGCUGCAGAAGCUGAAGGAGAUGACCAACCAUCAGAAGAAGAGGGUAACUGAGAUGAUGUCAUCGCUGCUCAAAGACCUGGUAGAGAUAGGCAUCGCCGUGGGCAGCAACGACAUCAAGCAACACGAGGGCAGUGGUCUGAUAGACGAGGAGUUUACGGUGGCUCGUCUGUACAUCAGUAAGAUGAAGUCGGAGGUGAAGACCAUGGUGAAACGCAGCAAACAGCUGGAGAGCACCCAGGCCGAGAGCAACCAGAAGAUGGACGAGAACGAGAAGGAGCUGGCCGCCUGUCAGCUACGCAUCUCCCAGCACGAGGCUAAGAUCAAGUCCCUGACAGAGUACCUUCAGAAUGUGGAGCAGAAGAAGAGACAGCUGGAGGAGAACGUAGACUCUCUGAAUGAGGAGCUGGUCAAGAUCAGCACUCAGGAGAAAGUCCAGGCUAUGGAGAAGGAGAACGAGGUCCAAACUGCCACUGAAGUAAAGGAGGCGGUUGAGCAUCAGAUCCAGUCUCACCGUGAGGCCCAUCAGAAACAGAUCAGCAGCCUGAGAGACGAGCUGGACAGCAAGGAGAAACUCAUCACUGAGCUGCAGGAUCUGAACCAAGAGAUCGUGCUGGAGCAGAAGCGUCUGAGGGUGGAACACGAGAAGCUCAAGUCCACCGACCAGGAGAAGAGCCGCAAGCUGCACGAGCUCACGGUGAUGCAGGACAGGAGAGAGCAGGCCAGACAAGACCUGAAGGGACUGGAGGAGACUGUGGCUAAGGAGCUCCAGACCCUACACAACCUCAGAAAGCUGUUUGUUCAAGACCUGGCUACCAGAGUCAAGAAGAGUGCUGAGAUGGACUCUGAUGAUACAGGGGGCAGUGCUGCUCAGAAACAAAAGAUCUCCUUCCUGGAGAACAACCUGGAACAGCUUACAAAGGUCCACAAACAGCUGGUGCGUGAUAAUGCCGACCUGCGCUGUGAGCUUCCUAAACUGGAGAAGCGCCUGCGUGCUACAGCUGAGCGGGUCAAGGCCCUGGAGUCUGCCCUGAAGGAGGCCAAAGAGAACGCUGCACGCGACCGCAAACGUUACCAGCUGGAGGUGGACCGCAUCAAGGAGGCCGUCAGGGCUAAGAACAUGGCCAGGAGGGGCCACUCGGCUCAGAUCGCCAAACCUAUCCGGCCUGGCCAGCCCCCUGUGGCAUCCCCCACCCACCCCAACGUCAACCGGUCUGGGCUCUUCAACAACCAGCCCACUGCCAUCAGAGGAGGAGGGGCCACGCAAUGAAGGAGCAAGAAUUGCUGAAGAAGAUAAACAACAUUCACAGUCAGACUAAGAUGCAAAGAUCACCCACAGGAGCUGGCAUUCCACUACACAGAACUUGUCACAUGACAUGGGACGAUUCAUCCAGUAUCAACGUUUAUAAUCUAUAUAUAUAUGUGUAAGAAAUAGACACAGGCUGUACAGUUCUUUUUCCUGAUCCUUUUUGUUUGAAUGAAAUUGAUUUCCUUACAAAACAAAAGACAAAAAUCAAACAAUCGAAUAAAAGUGCGAUCUUGGCGCCUGGCGAAAUGAACAACAUGUAACUAAUAAUGCGUACUCGUAGCUCUUCCAUUUGAUCUGUCGCACAGCAGUUUGUCCAUUUAAUGUCCUAAAAGGUUUUAGUCUGCACUUUGCCAUGUUGAAUGUAUGCUGUCGCAGGUUCUCCCCCAAAAAAUAUUAUAAUAAUAAAAAUAAAAAAAAGACAAAUUUUGGAAAAUCUGCUGAGAAGCAUCCUAGCCUGAUUAUCCAUGUACAGUAUAUCAUCAAAUUAACCCUCCUGUCUAGAUUAAAAUAAGCUUUAUCAAAGGUAUACAAAUACACUACUGUCCUAUUGUACAAUUAGAUUGAGCACUGACAUUUUUACUUUCUCUUUGACGUUUGUUUCUUACGGGACUAAAAUGCUGUAGUAGAACACAUCUUCAGGACCAUGCACUUGUGAUUGACAGAAAAUGACUCCCAAAUGGCAUCCUAUUCUCUUUCUAAUGCACUACAAGAGCUUGGUCAAAAGUAGUGCACUAAAUAGGGAGCAAUUUGAAAUGAAUCCUGUUGGAUAGGACAACUGUGGCAAAAAGUGAGAUUUUGUCUCAUUAGAAAAUGAAGCUGCUUCAGUGUCACGCCUAUCUAAGUCCAAGCUAUUCACUCCAUAUUAAUGUACUGUAUGAUGACAUUUUAGAAUGGUUGAACUGCAAUGUUCCCGAAUCAAUGUAUAUCAAUACCAGCAUAUGCAAGCGCUGCGUAUCCCCUUUGGUAAAAUGUAAGAAAUGCAACACAUCUUUUCCUACUGAUGUCAAUGUUAUCACUGAAGAGAAAAGUACUUCUCGGACCACAAAAAGAUUGUUCUAGAUGCUUGACUGUCCUGAUGAAUUUGUCAAGUUCAUGAUGUGUCACUAUGCCAGCUUAUCCCUCUACUCCGCCUAUCAUGAGGACAUGUUAGAUAAUGGUCUAUAUAGAAGAUGAUGUUUAAAGAAAUGUUCUCCGACAAAAUUGUAGAAAUUGGUUUUUCUUUGACUUUUUUAAUUUUAUUUCCCAUUGGUUAGUGUGUAGUAGUUUGUUUGAGAACUCGUAUGAGCCCCUCACUUUAGACCAAUCAUGAGUUUCAUAGUGUCUUGUUUCUGUGCCUACUGCCUGUGUAGUUGUGUGGUUUGGGCAUACAUUUUGAGUGAUUCUGUUUUUCUCUCUGUAUUCAACUUUUUUUCAUCGGUGUCUGAUUCUGUCAUCAAAAUUCUUCAGCGGCCCAACUUUUUCAUUUUAUGACUCUGCACACCUUUCUCUUGUAUGUAGGCUAACGAGGCAGGGGUUUGCUUGGGGGAUUGGUGAAUUGGGAUCUGCGUCUACACUCGCAUGUCCAAACUAGCCAAUGCAUUGCUUCAUUCUAAGUAACCUUGUCUGCUUCUUAUAGUGUCUAGUGAACAAGAUUACAUUCUAAGUGGGAUGCUAAUGUGGAUGUAGGAACGGAGCCUGUCUUGUCCACGCAGUCACCAAUCUUCAUAACACCAUCCUCCCCUAGCUACAGUCGAUAGAUGGCAUCUGAGUUAUUUAUUGGUGUGUAGGCAGGAUGAAAGCUUUAGACGCUGCCAUUUUUUUAACUACCUAAAUAGUUUUUUUUGUUUACCGUUAUUGAUUUGACUAUUUGUGUCCAUCUCUCAGAAAAUGAAAUGAUCCAAAACAUUGUCCUUCCUUCCCCAUACUGUGUGUAAAACUGAAGCAUCUGCAAAGACUGUCUGGUAUAGCCCAGUGCUGUACAGACCUGACUAUAGUGAGUGCAAUAUGGAUCAGUUAUUGUGAAGAAGAUUUAACUACACAAGGUUUAAGUGAGGGAGUGGGACCUGCAUAAAAAAAAAAAGUAAAACAAACUAAAACUAACGAAUCAGUCUCCUGACUUUUGGUUUGUCAUGUGUGAUAUCUGAAGUUGAAAUGUAGCCUGAAGCACUUUUUGCAAUGUAUCUUGGAUUACAACUGUAAGUGUCGUAACUGUACCUGCCAUAAAGGACCGCUCAAAUACCGAUGCUGCUCCUUUUCUGCAAAAGGAAAAACACAAACAAGCGAAGCAUAACCGGAGUUGUUCAGUCUUUGGGUUGUAAACUAAUAAUAAAAAAUAUUGUCUGAGAACUCGUGGUCUGGCCAGGUUACGAUGGUCUGCACUGUCUGUGUAUGAUGCAAAUUGUGUGUGUAUAUUUUAUAUAUAACCCUAGGGAGAUCUUUGCAGUGUUCUGCACAUCGUUAUCCUCAAGUGCUUUCUGUAGCCUUGGUUCCCAAGAUUUUACCCUAGAGUUGAAACCAAUAAAGUCUCAAAGAGAGAA